This is a messenger RNA of Parasteatoda tepidariorum (common house spider), 390 nucleotides long. Lineage: Eukaryota; Metazoa; Arthropoda; Arachnida; Araneae; Theridiidae. The record is from RefSeq and is a predicted model, not a curated record.
GUUCUCAUAUAUCCCGUUACGGGCACUUUAUCUAGUUUGUUUUAUAAUAUUUUAUCUAUCCCGCUACGGAUAUCUGAUCUGCGAAAAAUAGGAGGAAAUACUGUACCAAAUAUAAUAUAUCGUCUCCUCCAACAUGUAAUCACCCCACAGCUAGCUGCUAAUUUCAGUUAUUUUGGCACCAACAAAAAACGACCAUUUGCUGAAUUGGAAAUAUGCAGUGUUUUAGCAGAUGUUGUACGAAUUCAUCACAGCGAUAUUACGAAUGCUAACAUGAAGGAACCAAUCCAGAGUUGGCUGCGCCAUUGUAAAGAGAAAUGUAGCAAACUGUAAAAAAAUUUUAAAAAAACUUUCUUAAUUUUAAUAAAUUUAAAAAAAUAUUUCUAAUUAACA